CAGGCGAGGAGUGGGCGGCAAAAAGAGGCGGAGCGGCUGGCUGGUGUGCGCCUGCGUGGUGGCCGGCCGGAGCGUGAGUGGCACCUAUAAAAGAGGGCGACUAGCCACGAUGCGCAUCAGUUUUAACCCAACCACACAAACAUCAUGAAGCUUCUGGUACUCCUCGGGCUUGUGGCAGUAUGCUCCGCCCGUCCCCAAGUGAUUGUCUUGCUGAAAGGAGCUGAAGGAGGAGCGCAAACCCCUGUAAACCUAACCCCCGCUCAGAUUGCCAAUCUCCAAGAGUCCCUCGUGCCCCUCCUUAACCUGCAAUCCGGUGGCGCCGCUGCCGAGGCUCCAGCUGCUGAGGCUCCUCUCCAAACUCCCGUUGAAGCUGCUGCCGAAGCCCCUGCAGCUCCCGCCGCCCCCACAGCUCCCGCCGCCGACCCAGCUGGCAACACCGUGGACGCCCAAUUCGCUCCCUUCUUCUUCGAUGGCGAUUCCCCCGAGGUGAAAGCUGCCAAGAGGGCUCACUUUGCCGCUGUGGCCGCCGCCAAGGGUGUUCCCGUGUCAUUGGCUGGUGAAGCUGCACCAGCGGAAGCUGCAGCUGGUGAGGCUGCUGAGAUAGAAGCUGCUGAGGCUGAGGCCAGGGCUGCUGAGUUAGAGGCUGCCGAGGCUGAGGCUGCCGAAGCUGAGGCUGCUGAAGCCGAGGCUAGGGCCGCUGAAGAGGCUGCUGCUGCUGAAGAGGCUGCUCUUGCUGAAGCUGAAGCCGCUGAGGCUGCUGAACUGGAGGCAGCUGAAGCUGCUGAGGCUGCUGAACUGGAGGCAGCUGAAGCUGCUGAGGCUGAAGCCCUGGCCGCUGAGGAGGCCGCUGCUGCUGAAGCUGAAGCUGCUGAACUGGAGGCAGCUGAAGCUGCUGAGGCUGAAGCCCUGGCCGCUGAGGAGGCCGCUGCUGCUGAAGCUGAAGCCGCUGAACUUGAAGCUGCCGAAGCUGCUGAAGCUGAGGCUGCUGAGCUUGAGGCUGCCGAGGCUGCUGAGGUUGAAGCUGCCGAGGCUGCUGAGGCAGAAUUGGCUGCUGAGGCAGAAGCUGCCGAGGCUGCUGAAGUCGAAGCCGCCGAGGCUGAGGCUGCCGAGGCUGAGGCUGCCGAGGCUGAGGCUGCCGAGGCCGAGGUGGCAGCGUAAAGAGAAGUGCGGGUGUAGAUUAUGUAGAUAAGUUAAAUCCGUGUGCAAGUAUGAAUGUGUAUGUAUGUAUGCAUGUGCUGGUGAAUGUUUAAUAAAAUAUGUAUCAGAA
Molecule: messenger RNA, 1267 nt
Organism: Scylla paramamosain (green mud crab)
Lineage: Eukaryota; Metazoa; Arthropoda; Malacostraca; Decapoda; Portunidae
Product: tol-Pal system protein TolA-like
Exons: 2
Coding region: 145-1158 (337 amino acids)
Source: RefSeq, a predicted model, not a curated record